Messenger RNA from Guyanagaster necrorhizus, 360 nucleotides. RefSeq lists its product as uncharacterized. The transcript has a single exon. The annotation marks the transcript as partial. Lineage: Eukaryota; Fungi; Basidiomycota; Agaricomycetes; Agaricales; Physalacriaceae. The record is from RefSeq and is a predicted model, not a curated record.
GGUACUACAUAUCCAUCAAGGAUGAUGAUCCGCUCUCCGUCUAGCACUGUCUAUUAUGGUGUAGAGUCGACACCUACGCCGAACUUAUCCUAUGUUUCAUCAAGCUGUGCAUCAAUAUGUAAUCCCUCCGCCAGUAAUACCGUCCUGACCGCCUUUCUGUCUUCCGUUCUCACAGUGCUACUCUUCGCAAUUCUCAAGUGGCUCCGGGGGGUAAGCUAGUAGUUACUUUGUAGCGAGGAUGUGCUUAUCAAGGCCUCUAUUAGUAUCUAAGAAGAAAAUUCAAACGAGCGAACAAUGAUUCGGGCAGAUGCGGCGGAAAAAUGGCUUCUCCGCAUAUGAUAUCGUCUCCUGCGAAUUCCG